AUGGCUUUCCUACUUCGAGUAUCUAUCUUCCUUUUCUGUGUGCUAAACAUUCAUACCAUAUAUCUUGUUCACCGGGUGCAGUCAUCACCAUUCAGACCGUUCAUUAAAAUUCGGUCAGCAGCGGCCUCGACUCCAUCAAACAACCCAUUGACAGAUACCCCAAUCGAAGAAUCUGCAAUCACAAGAUUCGUGAAACAAUAUGAUGUGAAUCAUUAUACCAAACUUGCUGCAACAGUUGCAGAUCUAUGCCAGCAAGCUCUUCUACAGGAAGGCGUAGUGCACUCCGUUUCUAGUCGAGGCAAAGAGCGCGAAAGCCUACGGAAGAAACUCGAGCAGCGCGAGCCAAAGCGAGCACAUCCAUACAGGACAAACCAAGAGAUCAAAGACGACAUAAUCGAUUUUGCUGGUGUUCGAAUCAUCAUUGAACAUUGGGCAGACCGGGGGACGGUCAAGAAUGCCAUUCACAAGAUCUUUGAUGGCAAAGCAGACUCGAACAAUCAUGUAGAGGAGAGGUGUCAUGACAAUGCACUGGGUUAUCGAGCUGAUCAUUACCUUGUCUACUUGGAAAGUAGCAACCUCCCCGGACACGAGGAUGAUACACCAGGAAGAGAACUGAUUGAAAUACAAGUCCAAUCUACUCUGCUCGCUCGAUGGGCGGAAAGUGAUCACGAUUCACAAUACAAGCCAAAUCGAAAACCGAGCGAUGUCCAGAUAAUUGGUCUCAAGGCAGCUCGUCGUCUGGUGGACGUCUUAGAAGACAAUUACCCUUGCGUGGAAGACAACAUGGUACUUGAAACAGUGCAGCCAAGACCGCCAUUCACUACUUCUGAGGUGGGGUGUGGAGGACUACGAUCAUGGAUCGAAUAUCGUGCUGGAGAACGGGUCGGCAACAGCAAUAGAGCGUCUUCGGGUGCUUUAUCGAAAUAUUUGAACUGUCAACACCCGAACAAUGGCGAGUGUCUCCACAAAUUCCUGCAAGAUACGAUUGGAAAUACAUCAGAGGUUGAAUACUCGGCAAUCGCAAAUGAAUACGGCGCGAUCAGGCUGGACCUGGUCCUCUAUAUUAUGGAUUGUGAGCUCUUGAAGAAAAGCAAUACUAAUAUGCCAGAGCUCCUAAUUCAUACUUGUCAACGGGAACACCUGGACAAGAUCCAUGUGAUUAUGAGCACUAAUAUCUGGAUGGAUGGGCUGUUUUUCCCGACUAGAGGCUGGCGUCGGCUAUUCAUGAGUUGUGAAGACAGAUCAAUUUUUCAAAAAGACCUUUCUUGGCUUGCUAGAACCACCCGACAGAAGUACAUGGAAGAUGUUGAAGGAUAUCUGCUGAGUGAAGAUAAAGUUGGGAAUAUGAAUGCGCUUUGGAGUUGGUUCGAGAGGCGCUGUGAGCGACCAAUCAAAUUAGCUUUUACAAUUUCCAGACAGGGCAUGGUUAAUUACAUGUCAAUGGAAAACAAAGAGCUUGUGAGUGCCCUUGAGCUACUCAUCGUGGCACUGACUGCUCCGAUAUGA
Penicillium pulvis is the source of this 1506-nucleotide messenger RNA. RefSeq names its product RelA/SpoT domain-containing protein. The transcript has a single exon. NCBI's taxonomy places the organism in Eukaryota, Fungi, Ascomycota, Eurotiomycetes, Eurotiales, Aspergillaceae. The record is from RefSeq and is a predicted model, not a curated record. Gene Ontology annotation, biological process: guanosine tetraphosphate metabolic process. Bases 1 to 1506 code for a protein of 501 amino acids.